AUGGUUAAAAACUUAGGGAAUCUAUGCCUUGACGUUGUUUAUGAUUAUGCCAAAACGAUUACCAAUCGUAUUUCAAAGAGUGGUAGAGAACUAACAGGAGAACAAAGAGUACAGUUAAUUACACUUCAUCAUGUUAUGAAAGUUCUUAAGUUAUGGGAUUUACCCAAUUUUAUCCAACGAUAUAAAAAUGACUAUGCCAUAUGGAAUAUCCGUGUACAAGAUAUAAGCAACCCAGACUUUGUCACAUUGACACUUCGUCUUGAGUCGCCUGCAGAAUUUGAAAAAUUUAAAGCAUUUCUUCGACAUCUUAUCUCUAACUGGUUUCGCAAUAUUAAAGUACGAAAACUCGACAAUGGUCAACUAAGUUUUGUAGUCACUCAUCCAGCGCCAGCACUAUUACAUAUCUUCCCUCAAGACCGCACAAAUUUAGAUGAACAUUUCAAAUUUUCCACUUUAAGAUCAUCUCAUGUCGAAACGGUAUCAAAAAUCAUCAGUCUUAUGGCCAAAGAAUUUUGUUUGUGUAUACUGAACAAGCCUGAAAAACUGUGGGGAACCAGGACUUCAAAAAAAUUUUGCGGACUAUGAAAAGUAAAAAAAUAUGGUCACAAAAAUGUUUCCACAUCUAUGUCUAAAAAAUAGGUACGCUUGGCGUAGAUGUAUCUGCGCAAAGCAAUCACAUGGUUGCUAUGAAAAAAAUUUCAUUCACAAUUAUUGAAUAAACAUUUAUAUUUCGAAGUGACUGUAUAGCCGCAGCCGGCUAUUUAGUGAACUGCUCGCAAUGUAGUGACUUUAGUUAAAGUUGAAUUUUUAUAAGAUAAACCGAUUCCAACCCCUUCUCUAACCCUAACCUUUUCAGAGUUAGAAAGGGCGGGAAAAAUUUGAAAAUAUUUUUGGAGGAAAACAUAACUAGACCCGGGCUAUAUUUCACUUUCCGCACGCAGUGCCUUUACCAUAUAGCUAACACCAUGGUUGGAAAAACUAGCGCAAACCAACGUUUUUAUAUUUAACUAUAAUCACUAGACCCUCGUCAGUUGGCUUUAACUAUAUUUAACUAUAAUCACUUAGACCCUCGUCACAGGUCUACUUAGACCCUCGUCAGUUGGCUUAGAUUCAGGAAAUCCUGAGAUAAACCCGAUGCCCUUUUUAUAUAUUUUUAUAUAUCUGUGAAUUUUGUCUCCCACAGUUCAGGCCAGCAGUCGGACAGUACGUGGCGAUCAAAUUAGUACUUCACGUGGCAGCAAUGUCAAAAUUCCAACCAACUGAUGCGGAUGAGGACGGCCAAUGGUUAUGCAGUCAUUACAAACGACGUUGUUACGUGAAAUUUGAAUGUUGUAACAAGUUUUGGCCAUGUCAUCGUUGCCAUAACAACCAAAGCACGUGUGUCCGGAGAAAGCUUAAGUCACGUGACACGAAGCAGAUCAAGUGUUUUGCUUGUGGUCAAGAACAACCGGUAUGUGGACAAUUAAGAGUUAAUUUCCAACAUUCGUUAUUCUUAUUUUUACCUUGCACUAAAAACCUAUCAGCAAGAAACAUAUUUUAACGUAACAAACAGCUCUCUUUUGUGUUCCAGUCAUUUGUACUCGUUCUCUCCUUUCCUCACCAUACGAUUGGAAUGAAAACAACUUUGCGCUAAUAUUAUUAGAACCCUAUCCUACCCCUAAUGUUUCCUUAAUCCUUGCUUGACUAUCUGGCCAUAUUUUCCUUCCUUAAACGCGGCUGAAUAAAAGGGAGAACAGGGCAAAACAUGAAAAACAGGGAGAACAUGUGAAAGGCCAAAAUUCGGUAUUUCACCUAAUUGGUCUGCCAGGCAAAAAAAAAAACAUCUUAUCGAUUUUACUAUUGUUAUGAUAUAUUUAGCAGUUUGUGGUGAAUUCCCCUGGGGUAUUUUGAUUCGAUAGUAAACAUAAACUUCACUGUGGGCGGAGAGUGAUCGGAUUAAGGUAUAUUUGUACCAUGCUCUAUUUGUGAAACCUUCCCAUUAUUGGCCCUUCCCAUACCAGCACAUCGCGUACAUAUAUGGAGACUCGGAUUCAACCCUUGGUCGGACCUCUACUUAAGGUCUUUAUAUAACUGAGGAGAAAGAGUUACCAUUACAUGGACAUCAGUAAAUGAUUUGACUUUCGCGUCUUCUCGGAUAAGGACGUUAAAUCGUAGGUACCUCGGAUCCUCUAUGAAAUAGGCAAUAGCUUGUUGGGAAAAUCUCUCGGCAAUGAAUGGGAGACUCAAUAAACUAUAUAACUGUUGUAAUCCAUACCCUAAACUUCAUUUUAUCCAGUAUUUCUUGACCUUAUUAUAAAUUUUACUCUUAUAUAUAAUUAUGUAUUCAAUGACCUUCCUAACCCUAGUCCUUACCUUAUGCAAAUCUUAAAUCUCGUCAUUUAACCCUAAUUCCUCUGAAAUCAUUAGUAAUAUGCAUGGAAACCAGCCAACAAUAGAGGACUUGUUAGGGUUGGUUGUAUGCGUGUUUCUCAUCGGAUUUUCAAAACAAGGAUUCUCGCUACUUGAAAACAUUAUGUCGCUUUCGAAAUUUUGUCAUUUUUUCCCCCUUUUCCAUGUCACUGUCACAAUUUAGACAGAGGUUGUUUCUAAUGUCGCUAUUUCAUUUUCUAUAUAUCGUCAUGCAUUUCAAGGCAAUGUCGCACGUCAAAAUUCAUCCUAACAGGGCCUCAUAACUUAUUCCCCUUCCUGCCCCCCCCUCCCCCCCCCCUCCAAUAGUGUCCGCCACUAAUUCGAAAUAAUUCAGAAAUGACCUGUCAUAGUUUCAACUUUUGUCUCAAUCAAAGCAAAUGUUCUUUCAAUUCUUAAUUUCAGUUUGCACAUCACUGUUCAAAAUGUAACGCGAAAUUUGCGAGAUAUUUUUGUGGUCAAUGUAAACACCUGACAGGCACUGAUGACAAUCCUUACCAUUGUGAAAAGUGCGGUAUUUGCAGGUGAGAUAGAUGAAACAACUGUUGAUACAACUAUUGAAUACCGCGCAUGCUGAUACAGUUAAGCCAUGUAGCUCGAUAGCCUAAGAACCCGCGAAGAAGAUCGCUUUGAUUUUCUUAACCUGGCGUUUGUUCAAAAUUUUUAUUUUAGAAUUCACGGAGAUCGUUCAUUUCAUUGCGAUGUCUGCGGUGUGUGUUUGGACAUCCAACUUCGUGGAAAUCACAAAUGUCGCGCUGGCUCUGCACAAGAUGAAUGUUGCAUUUGUUUAGAGGUAGUGUACAUUUGAGCUGAAAUUAGGAGUAAACAUAUCAUGUGAAGUGAUAUGAGAAGUGAUACUGCCAAGUGGAGUUCACGUUUGAGCACAAUGACAAAUUUCAGAGUUGAAUUUCCUUCGCUAAACUUUCAUUCCUCUUCGCCGCUUCGUGUUCUCGUUCCUAAAUCAAUAAUUUUACAGUAUUGAGUUAAUUUAUAAUACUAAUUAUAACCAUUAGUUAUAAUUAUUACAUACAUUUACUAAUUAGAAGAAAAAAUAUACUCGAAAAAUAAUGCUAUCUUGUAAACUUAAUAUAUGAGUUAUUUAAAGAAAGCAAGACACAAAUUAUGGUGAUCAUAUUUCGACUCUAUUUCAAGGUCAUUGUCAAACCAAACUCAUUGACUAUUGUCAAACCAAUGAGUUUGACAUUGGCCCUGGUUGGGUUUCAAAUUCAUUGGUUUGACAAAGACCCUGAAAUAGAGUCAAAAUAUUACCACCAUAUUUUGUGUCUUCUUUUCUUUAAUUGACUCAUAUAUUGAGUUUACAAGAUGGUAUUGCCAUUCUGAGUAGUAUUGUUCUUAUUAUAUUUCUUUACAUUUUCUGCUGGUAAAUGAUUUUACUAAUUCAAAUACCGAAUUUUUCUUUAGUUUUUCUAACUUGGCGUACACGCCUUUGUCUCGAAAUGUCCAGAAGCCGUUUUUCUCUUUCAGAUUGUGAUUGUCAUAAAAUCCAACCAAAGCUUUCUUUUGUAUGUCACGGUCAAUGGCACACCUCCAAAGGUGUAGAGUAACUCUUACAUUUUAUUUCUUUUCCAGGAUGCAUUCACAGGAUGUCAGAUCUUACCUUGUUCUCACAAGGUACAUAAGGAGUGCGCGACGCAAAUGAUUAGAAGUGGCAUGUGAGUAUAAUAGAUGUAUUUAUAACAAUGUUUGAAUGAGGUUGAUUAGGAUAUGAAGAAUUAUCUAGCUCGAAGUUUGUGUUAUCAACCAAAGCCGAAGGCUGAGGUUGAUAACACAAACUGAGCGGAUGACAAAUAAUUCUUCAUAUCUUGCAAAAACCGAAUUCAAUUAUUGUUUUGUUAUUUAUUUAAAAGAUGAAAAAGAUAUCCGCACCUGUGUCUGAGUUCAAUUCGUCGAAUUAAUGACCAGUUCAUUUUCUCAUUUGCAGGAAAUAUUUCUAGUUUUCUUUCUUAAGAUGUUUCAAACAUUUUGUGGCUGUUUUUUAUAGAAAUUCGUCUAUAAAUAUGUCUUCUUUAAAUCUUCACGGUUUCCACAUUUCGUAUUCGUAUUCCCACAUUUCGUAUUCGCAUUUCCACAGCAUGACAUCAUAACGUUGAAUAUGAUUUUGUCAUAUUCAAGUUUAUGAUUUAUGACGUCACUCUAUUGAGUUGAUAUGACGAUAUCGCUUGGUUGUUAGCCACUCAGAGGCGAUAAAUCUUUUAAAUGUAUCAUAAUAAUUAUUAUUUGAGUUUAUUACGUGCACAUAAAACGUGACAUGCAUAUUCAUGCAAAUUUUUCCAAUUCCUGAAGCAUUAUUUAUCUUAACAUUGUAGAACACGUUGUCCAAUAUGUCGGGAAAGUUUUGAACAUAAAUUGGAAAGAAGACCUCAUCCUUCAAAGAAACCACCUGGAAAACAGUGA
This is a messenger RNA of Paramuricea clavata, 4821 nucleotides long. NCBI's taxonomy places the organism in Eukaryota, Metazoa, Cnidaria, Anthozoa, Malacalcyonacea, Plexauridae. The record is from the annotation of a GenBank genome assembly.